AUGGAUUCUAACAAGGUCCCCGUGGAACCUAAGAAGCGCCGUAUCGGUGUGCUCACCUCCGGUGGUGAUGCUCCCGGUAUGAACGGCGCCGUGCGGGCUGUUGUCCGUAUGGCUAUUCACUGCGACUGCGAGGCUUAUGCCAUCUUCGAAGGAUACGAGGGAUUGGUGAAUGGCGGCGACAUGAUCCGUCAGAUGCACUGGGAGGAUGUCCGUGGUUAUUUGUCCCGCGGAGGUACCCUGAUUGGUUCUGCUCGUUGCAUGACUUUCCGCGAGCGUCCCGGCCGAUUGCGUGCGGCCAAGAACAUGAUCCUGAAGGGUAUUGAUGCUUUGGUUGUCUGCGGUGGUGAUGGUAGUUUGACCGGUGCCGACGUCUUUCGUGCUGAGUGGCCCGCCCUGCUGGCUGAUCUCGUUAAAGCUGGUGAAUUGACCAAGGAGCAGGUGGAGCCCUACAAGGUUCUGAACAUCGUCGGUCUUGUGGGAUCCAUCGACAACGACUUGUCUGGUACUGAUGCCACCAUUGGCUGCUAUUCAUCCCUAACCCGUAUCUGUGAAGCCGUCGACGACGUCUUCGACACCGCAUUUUCACAUCAACGAGGAUUCGUUAUCGAAGUCAUGGGUCGCCACUGCGGUUGGCUCGCCCUGAUGGCGGCCAUUAGCACUGGUGCGGAUUGGCUAUUCAUUCCUGAGAUGCCCCCAAGGACGAACCGUCACGACCGAGGCAAGCGCCGUACUAUCGUUAUUGUUGCCGAGGGUGCGCAGGACCGCCAACUCAACAAAAUUUCUAGCGACAAGAUCAAGGACAUCCUUACAACACGACUGGGCCUGGAUACCCGAACGACCGUCCUCGGCCACACACAACGUGGUGGAGCUGCAUGUGCAUAUGACCGCUGGCUGUCAACAUUGCAGGGUGUUGAGGCUGUUCGUGCCGUACUGGAGAUGACACCACAGUCCCCCUCGCCCGUCAUUACCAUUCGCGAGAACAAGAUCGAGCGCACACCCUUGAUGGAUGCCGUUCAGCUUACCAAGAAUGUGACAGACAAGAUUAACAACAAGGAUUUCGAGACUGCAAUGACCAUGCGUGAUGCGGAAUUUAAGGAAUACUACCGAGCAUACUUGAACACCGCAACUCCGGAUCACCCAAAGCUGUACCUGCCUGAAAAUAAGAGAAUGCGCAUUGCCAUCAUCCACGUUGGUGCUCCCGCUGGUGGUAUGAAUCAGGCCACCCGCGCCGCCGUAAACUACUGCCGGACCCGCGGCCACACCCCCCUUGCCAUUCACAACGGUUUCCCCGGUCUCUGUCGUCACAGUGAGGACACACCUGUCAGUUCAGUCCGAGAGGUCACCUGGCUCGAGUGCGACAGCUGGGUCAAUGAAGGUGGUUCAGACAUUGGUACUAACCGCAGUCUGCCUGGGGAGGAUUUGGAAACCACCGCGAAGUGUUUCGAGCGCCACCAGUUCGAUGCUCUGUUUGUGAUAGGUGGAUUUGAGGCAUUCACAGCAGUUAGUCAGCUACGCAAGGCUCGUGCCCAAUACGAUGCUUUCAAGAUCCCUCUUGUUGUGUUGCCCGCCACCAUUUCGAACAACGUUCCAGGAACCGAGUACUCUCUUGGCAGUGACACUUGCUUGAACACCUUGAUUGAAUUCUGUGAUGCCAUUCGCCAGUCUGCAUCGUCCUCUCGUCGCCGUGUCUUCGUUAUCGAGACCCAGGGAGGAAAGUCCGGCUACAUCGCAACCACGGCCGGUCUGGCCGUUGGUGCGGUCGCUGUGUACAUCCCCGAGCAGGGCGUCGACAUCAAGACCCUAUCGAACGAUAUUGACUUCCUACGCGACAAUUUCCGUCGCGACAAGGGUGCCAAUCGUGCUGGAAAGCUGAUUCUCCGCAACGAAUGCGCCUCUAGCACUUACACCACCCAGGUUAUUGCUGACAUUAUCAAGGAGGAGGCCAAGGGCCGUUUUGAGUCCCGUGCUGCUGUGCCUGGUCACUUCCAGCAGGGUGGUAAGCCCUCGCCCAUGGACCGUGUUAGAGCACUGCGCAUGACCAUCAAGUGCAUGCAACAUAUUGAGGAGUUCGCUGGUAAAAGCCGUGAUGCCAUUGCCGCUGAUAAGAUGAGUGCGGCUGUCAUUGGCAUCAAGGGUUCCCAGGUGCUGUUCGGCCCUAUGGGUGGCGAGAAUGGAUUGGAGGCUACCGAGACCGACUGGGCUCGCCGUCGUCCCAAGGAUGAGUUCUGGCUUGACCUGCAGGAGACAGUCGAUGUUUUGUCUGGACGAUCUGCUUCCCGCCGUAACCAGGAAACCUGGGGCUGCUAUGAGAGUACGUAA
Penicillium taxi is the source of this 2319-nucleotide messenger RNA. RefSeq names its product ATP-dependent 6-phosphofructokinase. The record is from RefSeq and is a predicted model, not a curated record. Lineage: Eukaryota; Fungi; Ascomycota; Eurotiomycetes; Eurotiales; Aspergillaceae. Bases 1 to 2319 code for a protein of 772 amino acids. Gene Ontology annotation, biological process: canonical glycolysis; fructose 6-phosphate metabolic process; fructose 1,6-bisphosphate metabolic process. The transcript is spliced from 3 exons. Gene Ontology annotation, cellular component: cytoplasm; mitochondrion; 6-phosphofructokinase complex. Gene Ontology annotation, molecular function: fructose-6-phosphate binding; identical protein binding; monosaccharide binding.